AUGCUCUCAUUCUCUACUCUCUUCGUCGUCGUCACCAUUGCUAUCACUAUCUGCGGCGCAGCCGACAGUGACACCCAAAACUUGGCUUCCGAGCUCAACGAAAGUAACUUUUUUGGUGCUCCCAUCGUUCCCUGGGCGCAGAAUAGCACGCCGGGAUGGUACUACGGCGACUCUCCUGACAACAUUCCUGACGUCUACUCCGAUUUGCCUUGGCUUAAGGACAAUGCCCUGUGCUCACUCCUCCCGACACUUAAUAAUGGCAUCCAGUGCCCUGCGUCUGUUCUCAGUCUCACUGUGAGCAGUGAUGACUACACCCAGGCGUUUUCCAACUACACCGGCGCCACCGAAUCAAGUGACUAUAUGACCUACGGAUUAGUCGAUACUGUUGCAGACUGCAAGGCCAUGUGUGACAGCGUCACUGGAUGUAUUUUCGUUAAUUCAUACCACGAUGUCAACGGAAAGAACGGAAGUCCUCUGUUGACCUGUUCGCUCUUCACUCACUGCCACACUCUCGUUGACGCGAUCAACCGUGGAGGACAGUCUCAACCUGACGGUUCUAUUGACUUCAUCACUAACAGUGACGGAUAUUGCAGGCAGAAAUGUUCAUGCAACAUCUGA
Desarmillaria tabescens is the source of this 618-nucleotide messenger RNA. RefSeq lists its product as uncharacterized. The record is from RefSeq and is a predicted model, not a curated record. The transcript is spliced from 5 exons. NCBI's taxonomy places the organism in Eukaryota, Fungi, Basidiomycota, Agaricomycetes, Agaricales, Physalacriaceae. Bases 1 to 618 code for a protein of 205 amino acids.